Diospyros lotus (date-plum) is the source of this 968-nucleotide messenger RNA. RefSeq names its product V-type proton ATPase subunit E-like. Lineage: Eukaryota; Viridiplantae; Streptophyta; Magnoliopsida; Ericales; Ebenaceae. The transcript has 6 exons. Gene Ontology annotation, molecular function: proton-transporting ATPase activity, rotational mechanism. Gene Ontology annotation, biological process: proton transmembrane transport. Bases 111 to 809 code for a protein of 232 amino acids. The record is from RefSeq and is a predicted model, not a curated record. Gene Ontology annotation, cellular component: proton-transporting two-sector ATPase complex, catalytic domain.
AAUUCUACCCCAAUCUCUCGAUUACGCCUGGGAACCAGAGAGAGCCGAGUUGCUCGGAAAACCUCUCCGAUCGCCAUUGCUACUGAGCUCUGAUCCGAUCAGUUCCGAAGAUGAACGAUGCAGACGUCUCCAGGCAGAUCCAGCAGAUGGUUCGAUUCAUCCGCCAGGAAGCCGAGGAGAAGGCUAAUGAGAUAUCCGUUUCCGCCGAAGAGGAAUUCAAUAUUGAAAAGUUGCAACUGGUAGAAGCGGAGAAGAAGAAGAUCAGGCAAGAGUAUGAGCGUAAACAGAAGCAAGUCGACGUUCGCAGAAAAAUCGAGUACUCGAUGCAACUCAAUGCUUCUCGUAUCAAAGUUCUUCAAGCUCAGGAUGAUGUGGUCAACUCCAUGAAAGAGGAAGCGGCAAAAGAGCUCUUAACUGUGAGCCAUGACCACUAUUCAUAUGGGAAUCUUCUGAAAGAUCUCAUUGUUCAGAGUUUGCUCAGACUAAAGGAGCCUGCAGUCUUAUUACGUUGCCGGAAAGAGGAUGUACAAUCAGUGGAGCAUGUUUUGCGCUCCGCAAAGGAGGAAUAUGCCUCAAGAGCCCAUGUUCAUCCACCUGAGAUAAUAGUUGACCAUGUUCACCUCCCACCUGCUCCUUCCCAUCAGCACCAUCUUGAUUCUCAUGGUCCUUUCUGUGCUGGAGGUGUUGUUCUGGCUUCUCGAGAUGGGAAAAUUGUAUUUGAGAACACCCUUGAUGCAAGAUUGGAUGUUGUGUUCCGUAAGAAACUUCCAGAGAUCCGCAAGCAGCUAUUAUGUCAAGUUACUGCCUGACAGUCAGCUAUUAGUCGUGUUGAUGUAUUUUGUCUUUCUUAUCAUAAGCUUGCUUCUCAAAGGUCUACAUAUUGGCCAUAGGAUGUUGGAACUGUAGUUUGAUUGCAUGACAUUUGUUUUAUGUUCUCAUAUAUCUAUGCUCUUCUUAGUCUCCUACCA